AUGAGCGUCAUCACUCUCGCGCAAGCACCCACCCGCAUCUCUUAUCGACCCGGCGCAAGCCCAGAAGUAUUCCGCUUCAUCAAAGGCGCAAUUCACGGUGCGAUCCUAGUUCAAGUCGUUCUCCACGCCAUCUUCACGGCCUUUGUCGUAUGGCUUGAUCGCUAUGUUUUUGAUACGGUUGGGUUGCCAAAUUCUAUAAUCCCAUCUCUCUCCAUCGUCGUUGGUUUAAUGCUCGUCUUCCGCAACCAAACCUCGUACAACCGCUUCUGGGACGGCCGUAACGGCAUGACAACUAUCCACACCACAAUCCGCAAUCUCGUCCGUACUAUCCUCUCGAACGCCUACAGCACCGCGCGCCCACCAACGCCCGCUGAGAAACACGACAUUGAGCGUACUGUCCGCAUCCUAACUGCUAUCCCAUUCGCGGUUAAGAACCACCUCCGCGCGGAAUGGGGCGCAGCUUUCGAGACUGAUUUUGGCGGCGCCUCUGCCUCUAAUUUCGCCGGCCUUGGUAGUGGUCUCCCGGGUUUGUUGGGUAGUGACCUGAGAGAGAACGGGACAGCGGUUUACAACCCCGUUUAUGCGGGCUUGUUGCCGCCGGAUCUCCAGGGGUAUGAGGGAGAGGGACUGGGUCUCCCCUUCCAGCUAUCUUUCUUUGUAGAUGGAUUUAUUAAGCGCGGUGUGGAAAGGGGGUGGUUCAACGCGCCUGGAGCAAGCCAGAUGCAAGCGCAGCUAAACGUGCUCAUGGACGCUUUCGGCAAAAUGGAGACGAUAAAGCUAACACCCAUCCCUGUCGCCCAUUUGAUUCACCAAAAACAGGUCCUUGCGCUGUAUGGAUGUGUGCUGCCAUUUGCGAUGGUCGAUGACAUGGGGUGGUGGACAAUCCCAAUUGUUAGCUUGGUGAUCUUUACGCUCUAUGGGAUCGAGGGGAUUGGAUCCCAGCUUGAAGACCCGUUCGGGUAUGACCGGAAUGAUAUCAAGAUGGAUGCUCUCGUUGGGGAUGCGCGGAUGGAGAUUGAGGCUGUGUUGGAGGAGUGGAGGAGGGUCAUGGCGGUUGUGGAGAGGGAGCGCGCUAGUUACGGUGAUGAAGGGGAGAAGGAGGAAGGAUUUAUGAUGCCAGACAUGUUUUUAAGGCCGAGAUUUAGCGGACCUAGUGUCGGCCACGGCGAAUAG
This is a messenger RNA of Aspergillus nidulans FGSC A4, 1173 nucleotides long. RefSeq names its product protein BEST2. The record is from RefSeq and is a predicted model, not a curated record. Bases 1 to 1173 code for a protein of 390 amino acids. The transcript has 3 exons. Gene Ontology annotation, biological process: monoatomic anion transmembrane transport; chloride transmembrane transport. Gene Ontology annotation, cellular component: membrane. Lineage: Eukaryota; Fungi; Ascomycota; Eurotiomycetes; Eurotiales; Aspergillaceae.